AUGUCUAUGAUCACGACCACCGCCUGGGUGCCGCGAGGCUUUGCGGCGCCCUUCCCCACGAAGUACACCUUCGACGAGGAGGAGUUCGAGCGCAUUGCUGCCCUGGCCAAGCUUCAGCUUGACGAUGCCCAGGAAGACUUGGACGAGGCCAAGGCGAAGGAGGAUGAGGAUGCCAUGAAGGUCGACACUCGUGACGAGAUCGAGAUCGACGACGACCUUAAGGAGUACGACUUGGAGCACUACGACGAUGACGAUGACAACGCGGCCGAGGCGCAACAAAUGGGCAUGUUCGGCAACGUGAAGUCGCUCGCCUACUACGAGUCUAACAAGGAGGAUCCGUACAUCACGCUGAAGGAGGAGGAAGAGGACGACGAGGAACGCGAAGAUCUCCAGAUUCUGGCCACCGACAACCUCUUGCUGGCCGCCAAGAUCGAAGACGAACUCGCCCAUCUCGAGGUCUACGUUUACGAAGACGCCAACGACAACCUUUACGUUCACCACGACAUCAUGCUUCCCGCGAUACCACUAUGCCUCGAAUGGCUCGAUAUCCCCGUCAGCAAGCCGAGCGUCGACAAGGAUUCUACUGGCAACUUUGUCGCCAUCGGCACGUUCGACCCCGAUAUUGAGAUCUGGGAUCUCGACACCGUGGAUUGCAUGUACCCCAACGCCAUCCUGGGUCAGGGCGGCAACCCCGAGGACGAGAAGAAGAAGAAGAAGAAGAAGAAGUCCAAGAAGGCCAACGACGAGUACCACGUCGAUGCUGUCUUGGCCCUCGCUGCCAACAGGAAGCAUCGCAACUUGCUAGCGUCCGCCUCUGCCGACAAGACGGUCAAGUUGUGGGAUCUCCACACCACUAAGUGCGCCAAGUCCUACAGCUACCAUACCGACAAGGUGUGCUCGCUAGCCUGGCACGCGGUUGAGUCGACAGUGCUGUUGUCCGGUUCUUACGACCGCACCUGCGCCAUUGCUGACAUGCGCGCGCCCAAUGAGGCGCCCAUGCGUGUGGGUGUUGAGAGCGACGUCGAGAACGUCAGGUGGGAUCCUCAUAACCCGAACUUCUUCUACGUCUCAACCGAGAACGGUAUCAUCCACUACUUCGAUGCCCGUAACGCCACCAAGGAUCCUGCGGUUAGCAAGUCUGUCUGGAAGCUCCAGGCUCACGACGAGUCUGUCUCUUCGUUCGAUCUCAACCCCGUCAUUCCCGGAUACAUGGCUACGGGAUCUACUGACAAGACCGUCAAGCUGUGGAACAUCAGUGCUGAGGGUCCUUCGCUCGUGGUGUCCCGCGACUUUGACGUCGGCAAGGUCUUCUCGACAACAUUCGGUCCCGAUCCCGAGGUUGCCUUUAGACUUGCGGUUGCCGGUAGCAAGGGAACCGUUUCCGUCUGGGAUACCUCCACCAACGCUGGUGUCCGCAAGUUCUUCGCUCAGAAGGUGCCUACCAAGACCACUGAGGAGGAAGUUGAGGACAAGCUUGUUGGCGUCAACGACGUUGAGGACAGCAGCAGCGAGGACGGCGAGGAUGAUGAUGACGAGGAUGACGAGUCCGGUUCUGAUCAGGACUCGAUGGAGGAGGAUGAGGAGUAA
Molecule: messenger RNA, 1587 nt
Organism: Sordaria macrospora k-hell
Lineage: Eukaryota; Fungi; Ascomycota; Sordariomycetes; Sordariales; Sordariaceae
Biological process (GO): rRNA processing
Cellular component (GO): nucleus
Molecular function (GO): protein binding
Source: RefSeq, a predicted model, not a curated record